This is a messenger RNA of Leucoraja erinaceus (little skate), 9366 nucleotides long. RefSeq names its product MINDY lysine 48 deubiquitinase 4 (gene mindy4). Gene Ontology annotation, biological process: protein K48-linked deubiquitination. The record is from RefSeq and is a predicted model, not a curated record. Lineage: Eukaryota; Metazoa; Chordata; Chondrichthyes; Rajiformes; Rajidae. Gene Ontology annotation, molecular function: cysteine-type deubiquitinase activity; K48-linked deubiquitinase activity. The transcript is spliced from 18 exons. The coding region runs from base 94 to 2478 and encodes 794 amino acids.
GGCCGCCGCUGGGGCCGUUUGAAUGAGGCGCGAGGGCGAGGGCGGGAGAGGGAGGGAGACGCGGCGCCCGCACAACCCGCACCCGCCGCCGCCAUGGACAACGGCAGCGUGGAGGAGACGGCCGCCGCACUCGUCCGGGAGUAUCUCAGCCGCAAGGGCUUGAAGAAGACGAUUUCUGCCAUGGACCAGGAACUUCCACGCUCAGAGGGCUGCAUUAACACCCGCAACGAACUCAAGAAGGUGCUGCACCUCGAGCUGCUAUAUAAACAGAACAAGGCUCAAGUGGUGCCUCUCAAAACAAUGCUCGAGAUAAUAACCAAAUACUUCUUGGAAAGUUCUGAAAAUACAAAGAAUAUAGCGCGGGACAGUUUUCGAGCGCCAGCUAUCGUAAGUCAGAGAGCCACGUCAGUGCGUUUUGACAACACCUUCGUAAAUAUCUACGACCUCUCUGAUGAAGACAAAGGUGGGGGCGUACCAUUUCAUGACCUAAAUAAAAUGGAUGCUUGCAGGUUCACCAAUGAUUCAGCUAGUUUGGUCUGUAUGCCUUCUUCUAAGCCUUUACAGAGUUCACUCAAGAAGAAAGAUCGAUCUCCAGGUGGUAACGGAUGUCCUUCAGGAGGUGAACCAGGACACCUUCCCCUGAACAUCCUGUCACAAGAUUCAAGCAGGGCUGGCGUGUUUCCCAUAGAAGCCAGAGGAUCAAAUAUGGAUCAACAGAGAUCUCGGUCCACUCGCGUAGUACGUGGCAUGAUGACUGGUCCAGUCCGCACCGUACAGGAGGACUCCUCCAAAAGGCGCCUCAGCAAGCGAGGCUCAGGAUCCAACUUGACGCUGCACGUGGUGGAGAGCGACGUCGACAGCGGCCUGAAGGGCUACGUGCGGCAGGCCAGCGCCCCAUGCGAGAACGCCACUGGCUCUGACUGGUUGCCUGCCGCCUCCACGCUGGCGAACCACAUGACGGAUGGCACGUCCUCUCCGGACUACCCGCCGAUGAAGCCCUCCGGCUACUACCCAGGUGGCCGCAGCAGCCAGAAGCCCUCGGACAUCCGAUGGUACCAGGAACCCGGUGACGAUGUUGGCGUGGAGAGGCAGCCCGAGCGAGCCCGGUGCCUGACCCCCAGCGGACUCGAGACCAAGCUGCCCCCCAACGCGAAUGCCAAUGUGCCUGAGAGGAGCAGGAAGGUGAAGUUUGCACCAGAGUGCAUGAACAUUGAGCACAAGGCGAGAGACAACGAUGCCCCGAAUGUGGAAGAACUACAUGUCAGAAUGUCCUCGAUGUGUUCUGAAACUCAGCUGGAAGAACGGCUACAGUUAGCCGACAUCGAUGAUGAUGACUUUGAAGAUGUCGAUGAAAUUCCAACCGUCAGUUCACUUCGUAAACACCACAUCGAUUCUAAACCCAUAGACCAGCCACUUGCAGUACAUCUGAAAAACCUUCUGUUUGGCUCCAGUUUCUGCUGUUUCGCCGAAGAAUGGAAGAUGCAGAGUUUCACCUUCAACGAUCUACCUGAAUUAAAGUACGGCAUCGUUCAGAAGAAGGGUGGUCCCUGUGGGGUUUUGGCUGCAGUUCAGGCCUGCGUCUUGCAAAAGCUGAUCUUUGAAGACGUCUCUAGCAGCAGCAGUGAAAACAUCCUCCCACCGCCCCAACGGGAACUGCGACCAAGCAAUGCUCAGCGGUCACACAGUCUCGCGCUGGCCAUCGCAGACAUAUUAUGGCGUGCAGGUGACAGGAGAAGAGCUGUGGUUGCACUGUCAACAGGAAGACAACAGUUUACCCCAGCAGGAAAAUAUAAAGCUGAUGGGACUGUCGAAACGAUUAUACUGAAUACGCUGACAAACUUCAAAGAUCUGACCACUUUUCUACAGCAAAAUGUUGGCCAGUUUGAGAUUGGACCGUUUGGCUGCAUUCUUCUGACCCUGUCUGCCAUUUUAUCCAGAUCCAUUGACUUAAUAAAAUGCGACUUUGAUGUCCCCACCAGUACGCUGAUCGGAGCGCACGGCUACUGUACACAGGAACUUGUGAACCUGUUGUUAACAGGUAAAGCUGUGUCCAAUGUUUUCAACGACGUUGUUGAGCUGGAUUCUGGCAACGGCAAUAUCACAGUCCUCAAAGGAAUUUCGGGGCGCAGUGACAUUGGACUGCUCUCCCUGUUUGAGCACUACAGCAUCUGCAAGGUUGGAUCCUUCCUGAAAACGCCAAAGUUUCCCAUUUGGGUAGUGUGCAGUGAAAGCCACUUCAGCAUCUUGUUUUGCCUGAAGAAGGAACUACUGAGCGACUGGAAAUUUGAGAGGAGAUUCGACCUAUAUUACUAUGACGGACUGGCAAAUCAGCAGGAUGAAAUCCGACUAACAAUCGAUGCAUCGGAGAGCUGUUCGUUGGAAGGAGAAGAGGAUUUAAUUCCUCCAUUGGAGCUGUGCAUCAGGACCAAGUGGAAGGGAGUGUUUGUACAUUGGAAUGGAUCGGAGCCCAUCCUGUAAUGCAGUGGACCACAACGUCAGAAGUGAAUUGUGUAGGAAUCACACAGCUGCAACACCUUCGCUUCCUAGGUGCCGCGGAUGAUAACGAGAGAGGCCUUUCACCUUGUCGAUCAUGAGUUGGCACUCGACAACACCUCCAUCCAUUAAUUUCCCUCAUUUCCUCCGAAUAUGGACCAGGGUUGGGGGGCGGGAGGUGGCGAUUAUAUCCCCAAGGUGUACGUUUGGGAAGGCCAGGCACCAGCAUGUCCCAUGGACAAGAUGCCAGAACAUAGUCUUACUACACCCCAAGGUAAUACAUCAGAUGUCCUGGGAUAGGAGACCUUCCCACCUACCAUUCACAUAAGACGCAGUGGAAUUCAAGUGUAUUAGCAAUGAUACAUAUAUUGCGUGGGGUCACAGGGAAACGCUAAUCAAAUUUGGUAGUACCUUGAGUGACGAGGAUACAAAGCCGAUACCUUUAUCCACGUUUCUCUCCCAAGUUGACCUGGGUUCAGCAGAUGCAACCUUAAAGUGUUGUACUUGAGUUAAUUUUACUUUAGAAAUUAGCAGAAGUGAAGGACACCAAUUUGGUGUUGAGUCUCAUGUCAUAGGAGCAGAAUGAGACCAUUCGGUCCCUUGAAUGUACUCCACUCAUCAGGAGCCUCCGAUUUAAUGGGAGACUAUAAAGUUCUUUAAUAAUUCAGCACAGUUCCUUGAUGUAAAUUCAGCAACAACACAAAGCCUUUAUCUGCUCAGCGGCCAUAAUAGUGCUUUUGUUGCUGAAUGUAAUAAUGCUCAAUGCAACAAGGGGGCAUUUAAUUUUGGCCCUUCAAAUAAGUCUAGAUCGCAAGGCUUGCUCCUGAUGAUUUCCAUCUAUUUAGGUGGAGUUCAUAGGUUGUAAAGAGGAGCAGUCAGUGCAGACCCCAGGCCCAACUCAAAAACUUGCCAUUCCAUUAAAGCAGGUGAGUCUGUCUCGUCACCACCUCACUGCGCUGCAGCCGUAAGCACACCGCCUCACUUGCAGUGGUCCAUAGGUACACUUCCUGGCAUUGAGCGGUCAAUGAACGGUGAUGUGGGUGUAUCAGGGAUGGGGAAGGAGAACGGUAACAAGCAGACCAGGCGGGAGCAUCAGAGUGAAUGCUGCGGGUAUGAGGAGAGGCAUAGAAGACUUAUGUUGAGUUUGAGCUUCAGGCCUCCUGUGGUCCCACCAUCGAUUGGUGAUGUUGCCAUUAUUGACCUGAGCCAAGCCAGUCCAUUAGCCCCACCCGAUCAAUGUGAGGGUUUAUUACAGCUGUUAGUCUAUGCAUUCACUGACAGUAUUUCAAAAGCUGCUUCUACAUGUAUCUGCAAUGUGAACACAAAUUUAUCAUGGGAAUUUGACCACCCUAUUUGGACCAUCUUUUACCACAAGGUCUUCUUAUAGUCUCUUAUACUCUCUGGAGACAAACACAAAGUUUGUAAAUUAACUUCUGGGGUUGCCGGAAAAAUGGCCAGGAGACCCUAACCUUUUUGUUUACAUAAGAGUCCGAGUGUUUUUAAGAACAAGAUAUGACCCAUUUUACAAAUUGUUCCCAGUAUCAAUAAUUUUUGCUCCAUAUCAAUAAUGAUGCUGCUUUAAGGAAAGUGUCUAUCCACCAAUUUUACACAAACUGCUGGACAGUAUAUCUCGUAGUGUUUAGUUUAUCCUGGUUGAGAACUAACCAUUCAUGAAAUACAAGUGAGUGAAAAGAAUCACAGGAACUUUUCAAAAAGUGACUCUUUAAAACCUGUCUUGGCUUGCGUUCAUUACGAACCAGUUUGGCCAAAAUAGGUUAUUGGCUGUGCAUUUAGUUCUAUCUGUGGGAUUUUUCCUGUACAAAUUGGUACAUCAGUCACGGGACUUCAGCAUGUCCUUACGCUGCUAGGUCUAUUAGGUUUGUUCUCAUCUUUCCUUUCCCUGAGAUCCCUUUCAUGGAGUUAACUCAUCACCUCUACCAUAUUCCACCCAAGGCCUAAAUGAAGCCACCCGAUGGCAUCUUUGGUCUCCCAUCCCAAUUUCUGCACUGUCCUUCAAGACGGACCUGUCCUGCCAGUUUCUAGUCAGGAACCGAGGCUGCUCUGCACAACUGAGGCACAGCGGAUGAGAAAAUCUCCCUCCUGCCUGUGUGCCAACUAGUUUUGCCUCCAGUUCCCCGUGUUUUUGUCUACUGUUGGGAAGCCCUUUAGAUAUGACAGACACAAAAUGUUGGAGUAACUCUCGGAGGAACACGCAAAGUGUUGGAGUCCAGGCAACAUCUCCAGAGAAAAAGGAUGGGUGACGUUUCGGGUCGGGACCCUUCGCGUCACCCAUCCUUUCUCUCCAGGGAUGUUGCCUGGCCCGCAGAGUUACUCCAGUACUUUGUGUCUUUCUUUGGUAUAUAGCAGCAUAUGCAGAUCCUUUCUGCACAUCCCUUUAGAUAUGACCCAUGACUCACAGAAACCAUGGUAGCUUUCUAAUUGACAUAUUUUCACAAUUUGAUACAUAUACCUUUAAAUGUUUGCAUACGUACUAAGUUCAAACUUUAUUUUCUGUAAGUGGCGGCCAAGUAUUUAAGUCGUUGUCCAAGUAUGAGUCAAAUCUAGUAUGUAUUCCGCUGGAGAGUGACUAAUCCUUUGGUAAUGCUUGGCUGUGUCCAUUGCUUUAGGUUGGUUGAAUCAACAUACCCAAUGUACAUUCAGGUAAAGAUCUGUUUAUCUAUUCAUUUCUUCCUGGUUAUUAUCUCUAGCCAGGCAGUGAGAAAUACUGUGCUCUUGCAUUGUUUUGUGUGUGCAGUAAAAAGAAUGCUGUGGAUUUCUUAAAUAGCUAUUUUGUUUAAACAAAAAAGACUAAACUAACUUAACUCGAUUCACUGGAGUCCUGUGCCACUUCACACACAUGUAACGUUGCAAAAUCUGUGUUAUAAUAAGUUGAAUAGCACUUUCAAAAAGCACCGGAGGAAAAGCCACUUACUUGGCUGCUUCCCCCGCUGUUUGACUUUGUGCUUCCUAUGAGAUGUUCGCUAAGUGCAUGGAGCUCUAAUCCAUUGAAUAUGUGUACUUAACCAAAUGUUUCAUUGCGACACGCCUGUGUAUCAAGAAUAACGAGUGUGCAGGCAGCAAGUUGGCUGCUGAAGUGUGCAGUAACUGACCGCCAUUUCCACCACCGUGCCGUGCUUGUGGGUUAACUCGUGGAUACUUUUAUAAAAACUAUUCAUUCGGUAAUUUCACAAGCACCUUUGAUUAUACUUUGAGCAAAAUUUUUGAAAAUGUCUUAUUUUUACUGUGCUGGACGUGCGACAAAGACUCUGUUGUGUAAUUUACAGCUUUUGUGCUGCCGGGCUUGCUAGGAGAGUGGAAUUACACUGGGUUAAAGCACUGGUGAUGAGGUGAUCAGCCAUGCCAGCCAGCAAUGGGACCAGCUUAUACAGAGGGAGACUCAAAAAGCUUGAGUAACCCAGCGGAUCAGGCAGCAUCUCUGGAGAAAAGACAUAGGCGGCGUAUCGGGUCGAGAUUGACAGAUUGUAUAGGCCAGAACACAAGGGAGAGUUCUAUGUCCUUCCAAGUAGUGCCUUGCGAUCUUUGACCUGCGAACAGACAUCGUUAUAUUUAACAUAUCAUCUGAGCAAUAAUAUACCUGCAAAUGCGGUGUAGUUCAGUUUAGAGAUGCAGCAUGGAAACAGGCUUCUACAGCCCAUCGAUUCCACGGCAACUAUAGAUCACCCGUUCACACCAAUUCUAUGUUAUACCACUUUCCCAUCCACUCCCAUGACGGGCAAUUUUGCAUAGGUCAAUUAAUCUACAAGCCCACAUGUCUUGUGGGGGGGAAAUGAGAGUUUUCUUUCAGUUCCACUUUGGAAGUUCUGGCCGAGACUUUGUGGUCAAGUUUCUGCAGUGAACGUGGCUCCUGACAUUGAGGUGAAAGGAAUAAGACUCAUCUGAGGCUCACUCUCCACCUUUGACUGGUGUUGAUACGUUGUUAGUUUAAAGACACAAAGGGCAGGAAUAACCCAGCGGUCAGGCAGCAUCUCUGGAGGACAUGAAUAGGUGAUGAUUCGGGUUGAGACCGACCUGAAACAUCGCCUAUUCAUGUCCUUCAGAGAUGUUGUCUGACCCACUGAGUUACUGAAUCACUUUAUCUUCUUUUAUAAAGCAGCAUGUGCAAUUCCCCCAUAGUCUUAUAGCAUGGAAAUGGGCCCUUCAGCCCAACUUGCACACACCAACCAACAAGUCCCAUCUACGUUAGUCCCACGUGGCUGCAUUUGACCCAUAUCCCUCCAAACCUGUCAUAUCCAUGUACAUGUCCAAAUGUUUGUGAAAUUUUGCAAUAAUCCCUGCCUCAACUACCUCCCCCAGCAAGUCACUCCACAGACCCACUACACAUUAUGUAAAAAAAGUUACCCUUCAGAUUUCUCUCAUGAUUUUAUACACCUCUAUAAGAUAGUGUGUGGCUAGGGCCGCACCCACCGGCGGCUCCGCUGAGCCUAUAGCUACGGGAGAAGCUGGCAAAAGAAUGUGGUGCUUCUACCACCAGCGCUGGCGACUACUGCUGCCUGAACAAUGCCACCAUUGCAGAUUGUUAUCCCAUCCCCCACAUCCAAGACUUCUCCGCCCAUCUGGCCGAGGCUCAGUUCUUUUCGAAAGUCGACCUAGUCGGGGGUUACCACCAGAUCCCCGUGCGAUCGGAGGAUGUGCCGAAGAUGGCGAUAAUCACCCAUUUCGGGUUGUUUUAGUUCCUGCACAUGCCCUUCCGCCUCAAGAACGCCGCGCAGGCCUUCCAAGGCCUGAUGGACACCGUGGGUCGGGGGCUCGACUUCCUGUUCAUCUACAUGGAAGACAUCAUCGUGGCUAGUUGCUCGUGGUAAGAGCAUUGCGCCCACCUUUGUUUGUUUUGCCAGCGCCUCAACGAGUACAGUCUGGUAAUCAACCCUGACAAAUGCCAGUUCGGCUUCCAUGCCAUUGACUUUCUGGGCCACCGGGUGACGCAGCACGGUGCUGUUCCUCUACCGGACAGGGUCGAGGCCAUUUGCCCAUUCCCAUGGCCUUCCACAAUGCGGGGCCUUCAGGAGUUCGUGGGGAUGGUCACAUUUUACCACCAAUUAGUGCGGGCGGCGGCAAGAAUAAUGCGGCCGCUCUUCUAGUUGUUAAUCUGAAAGCAGCGGGAUGUGCAGUGGGACGAUGUCGCCGUGGCGGCUUUUGAAGGGGUGAAGGAAGCGUGGGCUCGGGCGACGAUGCUGGUGCAUCUGCGGGUCGACGCCCCUCACAGCCCUAACCAUAGAUGCCUCGGACUACGCGGUCUGCGGCGUAUUGGAGUAGUCGUUCGACGGUCCCUGGCGGCCUCUCGCCUUUUUCAGCCGUCAACAUAACCCGGUGGAGAGAAAGUGUAGUACGUUUGACCGGGAGCUUCUCGCCUUGUACCUGGCGAUACGGCACUUUCGGUAUUUCCUGGAGGGCCGAGACUUCAUCGCUUUCACCGACCAUAAGCCCCUCGCUUUCGCUAAGGUUUCGGAACCCUGGUCUGCCCGGCUGCAGCUUACAGCUUACGUCCAUUUCCAAAAGUACCACAGACAUCCGCCACAGCACCGGAAAAUGUAACCUGAUCGCAGACGCCUUGUCCUGCCCAGCUAUUGCAGCCGUUCUCGACGCUGCCCCGGGCAUAAACUAUUCCGCCUUGGCUGCUGCGCAGCUGGCGGACGAGAUGCCAGCCUACUGAACUGCGAUCUCGGGUUUGAUGCUCGACGAUGGGUCCCUCCUGCAUUACCAUCCUGUGCGAUGUGUCCACGGGGCAGCCCUGACCUAUUGUUCCGGUGGCUUGGCGCCGUCGGAUUUUCGACGUUAUUCAUGGAUUGGCCAACCUGUCUAUCCAGGUGACGGUGGCGAUGGUUGCUGUAGCAUGGUUUGCAGAAGCAAGUCAGUCGUUGGGCCCGGGCGUGCAUUCCGUGCCAAACAUCAAAGGUGCAGCGGCACGUCCGGGCACCUGUUCAAGAAUUCGCAGUGCCUCGCAGGUGCUUCAACCAUGUUCACGUGGAUAUCGUGGGGCCGUUGCCUCCGUCCCGAGAUAUCUCGCACCUGCUGACGGUGGUGGACCGUUUUACUCUGUGGCCGGAGGCCAUCCCGCUCAUGGACGCUUCUGCCCUGUCGUGCGCUCACUCCCUAUUGGCCCAUUGGAUUGCUCAUUUCGGAUUGCCGCUGGACAUUUCAUCCAACCAGGUUGCCCAGUUCACAUCCGAACUGUGGUCCACAAUGGCUCGCCUGUUGUGGACACAGCUCCACCACACAAUGGCAUAUCAUCCCCAGUCGAAUGGGUUGGUGGAGCGGUUCCACCGUCAUCUUAAGGACGUCUUGAAGGCUCGCCUCAUGGGUCCCGAAUGGAUGGACAAGUUGCUGUGGGUCUUGUUGAGGAUUCGGACCGCCCCGAAGGAAGAUUUGGCUUUUUCAUCAGCUGAGUUGGUCUACGGCGUUCCGCUCGCCGUUCCCGGGGAAUUUAUUCCGGCCGCUGAUGGGUCCCUGGAACCGCCGUCAUCUGUGUUGGUCCGUUUGCGGGCGAGGGUCGGCGCCCUGUCCCCUGUCGCAAUGUUUUGUCAUGGUGUGGCUCCGUUCCAUGUGCCGUCGGCUCUCGCGAUGACCACAUGUCGCCCUUGCAGCGCCCUUAUGAGGGUCCCUUUCGGGUGCUGCGGCACGGGCUCACGACUUUUGUGUUUGACAUAGUGGGCUGGCAAGGGACUGUGUCUGACUCGGUUGAAGCCGGCCCAUUUGGACCUUAGCGUGCCAGUACAGGUGGCCCAGCCUCGCCAUCUGGGGCGUCCACCAUCCCAGGAUGUCCCGAAUUCGUCCAGACUGGGCGGGCCCCCCGUGUGUGGGGACGUAUGUACGAGUUCUGACCGCCUCGUUCCGCUUCCCGUUUCAGUGCCUCUG